This is a messenger RNA of Cuscuta epithymum, 2198 nucleotides long. Lineage: Eukaryota; Viridiplantae; Streptophyta; Magnoliopsida; Solanales; Convolvulaceae. The record is from the annotation of a GenBank genome assembly.
UGGUACUACAAAUGUACAGUGUAUGACAUAUGCACAAUAAAUUCGAAUCUCCAUUCUCCGCAAUCACCAAAAAGCUUACAAAAAGAAAAUUAAAGUGCAGCGGAGACUCUUCUUCCAAAAGCAGCGACUUCAGCUACAAUUUCCCACAAGCUGCUCUGUUUUGAUGGAUUCGAGGUGGAAGCGGGAGAGCAGCUCCGACGCCGGACUUCAGCUGCCGGAAAGCCCACGGCAGCCGAUGGAGUUCCUCUCCCGGUCAUGGAGCAUCUCUGCUCUACAGGUCUGCAAGGUUCUAGCUCCUCCUCCCCAUUCCUCUGCCGCGUCUAAUUUGCCUCCCAAACCUGCCACUCCUACCGCCGCUCCCAACGGCGGCGGCCCCUUGCCGGAGAUUUCCGCCGGCGAGUAUUUGGAGCCGUCUAACCUCAUCGGAAGCGCAUUCCCCUUUGCUUCGUCAGCUACUUCUAAGCUGGUGCUCGAACGCAUAAUGUCUCAGUCGAAGCACAAUGGGCAAGAAAUAUCGCCGCUAACUUCAGGAAGGCUGUCGCAUAGCAGUGGACCUCUGAACGGUUCCCUCACCGAAGGUACAGAUAGCCCGCCGGUCUCCCCCUCCGAUGAGCUCGAAGAUGUUGUUAAGUACUUACAAGCCAACAACAGUCUCCAGCCUUUAUUCACUAAUCAUAACACGAGUAAUGGAUAUGCCGGCAGCGGAGCAACCACCCCUGCAGGAGGCAGAACGGUUGGGAGGUGGUUGAAGGAGAGAAGAGAGAAGAAGAAAGAAGAGAGCAGGGCACAAAAUGCUCAGCUCCACGCUUUGAUUUCGGUCGCUGGAGUGGCUGCUUCAGUUGCUGCAAUCACAGCCGGUACUGCUGCGGCUUCUUCCACCGGAAACGAUGAGAGCGCCGCCAAGACAGACAUGGCCGUGGCCUCAGCUGCAAUGCUGGUCGCUGCGCAGUGCGUGGAGGCCGCGGAGUCCAUGGGAGCCGACCGCGAUCACCUUAUCUCCGCCAUUAGCUCUGCCGUCAACGUCCGUUCCCAUGGAGAUAUUUCAACCCUCACAGCCGCAGCUGCCACAGCUCUACGCGGAGCUGCUACUCUCAAGGCGAGAGCGUUGAAGGAAGUCUGGAGUAUCGCCACAGUCACACCUGCGGCGGCAGAGGAUGGACAGGGAAAACUCAAUAAAGGUCCCACAUGCAACAACAAUGGCUAUUGCGAGGGACUGGACAUUGAAGAAAAUUUCUUAGGAGUUUGUAACCAGGAAUUGUUAGCCCGAGGUCGAGAGCUGCUCAAGAGAACCCGGAAUGGCGACUUGCAUUGGAAAAUAGUGUCCGUUUACAUACACCGUAGCGGAGAUGUAGUGCUAAAGAUGAAGAGUAAGCAUGUCGCUAAUACCAUCACUAAGAAGAAGAAGAGUAAGUUCAACUUAACCCAUGGAAUGACAUUUUUUGUGUAUAGUGUUAAAAUAUAUUUAACUCUGCCAGUCUACGACAGUAUAUACAUAUGUAUAUAUCAUAUAUGUACAAUUUGGUUUCAUGAUGUUUUCCAAUGGUGGGUAUAUUGCAGAUGUAGUAUUAGAGGUAUGCAGGGAUGUGCAGGCUUGGCCAGGGAGACACUUGUUUGAGGGGGGGCAACACUUUAGAUACUUUGGGCUAAGAACACAAGUGCGGGGUUUGGUUGAAUUUGAGUGCAAAAAUCACAAGGAAUAUGAAAUGUGGACUCAAGGCGUUUCAAGACUUCUCUCUGUUGUGGCUGAAAGGAAAAGAAGAUUGAAUUCUUAUUGAAUUAGGAAGAACAAACCAAACGUGGUUAUAUAUGAAUGUAGAUGUUGGUAGAUGAUGGAUGUUGUGGAGUUGCCAGCCUCAAUUUGCAUAUAGAGUCAGUAUGUAAAAUAGUGUGUGCGCUUUUUAAUUUAGUGCAAAACUUUUUCGGGAAUAUGCUUUUAUUUUGAAUAUGUUUGGAACACGAAAAUGCUACGGAAAGAAAAUAGGAAUUGAGUGAAUAUAAUUUCUUUCCUUUUCCUAGCAUUUUCGGUGAUCCAAACAUAGCCUAAAGCAAGUGAGUCAUUGUCAUCGCGAUUAGUGAGAGAAUGCAAACAUUGCGAGUUUCCAAUGAAUUCAUUGUGCGCAAAUCUUGAGGUUUCAUUUAUAAUUCAGUGCCCGAUUGAUCAGAAUAUUUAUGCCUAUGAGACGACUUACGGUUUUUGG